AUGGAUACAUUCAAAAAAUAUAAUAUUUGUUGUACUUGUUUUACGACAACGUCCAAAUAUCUUCUCGAUUGUGAUCAUUGUCAAUCAUCUUUUUGCUAUGAAUGUCUACUGGAACAUCAUCAUAUUGAUAUUUAUGAUCGUCUACUCAAACAAAUUCAGGAUAUUAAUACUAUUGUGGCUCGUUUCAUUGAUCAUGCGCACAAUCAAACUGAAUGGGUUGAACAUUUAACACAAGAUCGUCUUGAUUUACAGAUUUUUGUACGUGACAUUAAUCAAACACCAUCAAAUUUUAAAGUGAUUGAUUUACCAACGGAAUUUUGGCUGGCUCACAUUGAUGAUCUUAUUAAGAAAGACGGGUUUGCUAUUGAUUAUGACUGUUUUUGGGAUCUUCGUCAAUCAAAAACUCAAACUUCGAAACCAAAACGAAUUCAAAAAUAUCAAUGGGAAAGAUGUUUGAGUGUCGAUACCACUAUGCCAUAA
Adineta steineri is the source of this 480-nucleotide messenger RNA. The record is from the annotation of a GenBank genome assembly. NCBI's taxonomy places the organism in Eukaryota, Metazoa, Rotifera, Eurotatoria, Adinetida, Adinetidae.